GUGUUAAAUAAAGUUUGUUGAAAACCGGAAGUGUGACGUCAAACAAUGGCCGCCUCCAUGUGUCUGUAGAAACAACGUGAGUUUAGCUCGUUUUCUAGCUUUUAAUCUAAAGAGAAACCAAAAGUCUGUCAAAAUAUUUUGAGGUCCACAAUAAGGUGCUCAGGGUGAACGAACUGUCAACUGGGAGGCAGAGCUCAUCUCUGAGAUGGCUUCAUUCAAACCCACUAAAAUUCAGACGUAUCCCAAACUAGGAGAAAAAGUGACCGAGGAUACGUUAUACUGGAAAAAUUAUAAGGCUGCAGUUCAAAUUAAAGAGUUUGGUGCCAUCACAAAAAUCGACUUCUCUCCUCUCCAACCUCACAAUUAUGCAGUCACAGCCUCAACCAGAAUUCAGGUAUAUGGACCUCACUCCCAGGAGCCCAUACGGAGCUUUACACGUUUUCGGGAUACAGCGUAUGGAGGGAGUUUCAGAGGCGACGGCAAGCUGUUAGUGGCCGGAAGCGAAGAGGGACUCAUUCGACUGUUUGACGUCAGCGGCCGAGUGGCUCUUAGGCAGUUCAAAGGACACUCCAAGGCGGUACAUGCAACCUCGUUUCUGUCAGAUGGGUUCCGUGUGGUGUCAGGAUCUGAUGAUCUGUCCUGUCGUUCGUGGGAUGUUGCCAGUGCCACGGAGCUCAGCUCUUUCACCGAACACACAGACUACAUCCGAACAGCCUGUCCCAGCAAACUCAACCCGGAGCUGUUUGUCACAGGUUCGUAUGAUCACACAGUGAAAUUAUUUGACAUGCGGUCAGGUGGAAGUGUGAUGAGCAUGAAUCACGGUCAUCCUGUGGAGUGUGUGCUGCUUUACCCUUCGGAGGCCCUGCUGGUUUCAACAGGAGGGCGUUAUGUGAAAAUCUGGGACCUUCUGAAAGGUGGACAGCAGCUUGUUUCUCUUAAGAAUCAUCAUAAAACAGUUACAUGCGCAUGUCUGAGCUCCACACACAACAGAUUAAUUACAGGAUCCCUGGACAGGCAUGUGAAAGUGUAUAACUCUUCCUAUAAGGUCGUACAUAAUUUCGACUAUUCAGCAUCUAUCCUCAGCCUGGCUGUUGCGCCUGAUGAUGAAGUCAUUGCUGUCGGGAUGACCAAUGGUGUGUUAAGCGUCAGACACAGGAAACACAAAGACGAAAAAGAAACGCUGAUUGGUCGAAGGCGACGAGGCCCAACAUACCGAGUGUUUGUGAAGGGAAAGAACUUCACACCUAAACAGGACGAUUUCCUGGUCAGUAAACCAGUAAAACAGCAUCUGCAGAAAUACGACAAACUACUGAAAAGUUUUGAAGUGUCUAAAGCCCUGGACGCAGCACUGCAGACGUGGACUCGUAGCACUAAACCAGAGGUGCCCGUAGCGGUUAUCAUGGAGCUCAGCCGCAGAGGAACUCUGAAGAACGCCCUCGCGGGACGAGAUGAAGAAAGCUUAGCCAAAAUCCUCAACUUCCUUCUCAAACACAUCACUGACCCACGAUUCUCUCGUCAGCUGGUUGUAGUCGGCGAUAUGCUUCUUGAUCUGUACGAGCAGGUUAUUCCACAGUCACCUGUUGUCGAGCGGUUGCUGCAGCGUCUCAUGGAGCUGUUGGGUCGGGAAUCGGAGCUUCACCAGGAACUGCUACAGGUGUUGGGAAUAUUGGACACGCUUUUCGCAUCCCUGACCCCCAGAAAAGAAGUUCCAACCUUUGCUGGUCCACCUACGGAGUCACAGCUACAAAACACUUGACGCAUAUUAAAAAACUCUGUGUGGUGACAUAAUCGAAACAUGCUACCGAAAGGGAAAUCGAGAGGAAACACACAUGCAAGACGGCUGCGUGAGGACAGUUUCAGAAUCGUUGGAAUUGCUGGUGGUGAAAACUCGCUGUGUCAGCGUUUCUUCAAUUUUUUGCUGAAUUGUGCAGAAUUUGAAACUGUAUUUUGUAUAUUCCUACUAUAAAGUGUUUUAAUCUGA
This is a messenger RNA of Misgurnus anguillicaudatus (oriental weatherfish), 1981 nucleotides long. The record is from RefSeq and is a predicted model, not a curated record. Lineage: Eukaryota; Metazoa; Chordata; Actinopteri; Cypriniformes; Cobitidae.